AAUUAAGGAGGAGGAACCCAGUCCAGUUUGCUGAAGCAACAAAAGCUUGCAAGAGAGCGAGAGAGAAAGAAGUAGUAUUUUUAACAGGGAAAGGAAAUCACAUAGAGAGCUGGGAAGAUCCCAUUUCCUCAGGGAACGGUCACUCAAGAAGGGUGAAGCAUGCUGCACAGGGCCAUCUUCCUCCUGUUCCUCCAUUUAGUCAUGUGCUCCAUCUCUUCUCCUCUCUAUCCAGCUCUCAGGUACAAUCCACUGCCCAUCUCCAGCAAGACGGUGAGCUUUCAGCUACAGGAUGGCAGUCCAGUGCAGAGCAACAAUCUCUCUGUGGAGGAGCAGCAGCAGGAAGAGGAGGGUUUUCUAGCCAACCCGGCUGAAAAAAGGAUGCAGCGUCAUGCUGAUGCCAUAUUCACUGACCACUACCGGAAAGUCCUGGGGCAGAUCUCUGCCCGGAAGAUCUUACAAACCAUUAUAGGCAAACGGCUGGGCGAACGCAGUCCAGAGGAAGGGGAGCAUGAAUUUUUGACCAGGCGCCAGUCUGAGAGCAUCUUGAUGGACAGCCGCUACCGCCAGCAGAUGGUAUUAAAGAAUUUCUUGGGAGCCAUAUUGCAGAAUCAAAGGCCUCAGGAUGCCAACACUGACCAUGUCGAGGACUUUACCAACACCCUGGCCAACCUCAUGAAACUGUAAAUCUCUCUCCCUUCUCCCCACCAUGCUCUGGAGUCAUUCAGAGAUCAUGGACCCAGCUGCAGAGUAAACAACCCACAGCAGCAAAGAUAAGACCCUGGACAUGAACAGCUGUAAUUCAUGCAUAUCCUUCUCAGAACCUAGAGACAUUUCAUAAAGGAAUAAGAUUGUUUUAAAAGUUACUAUGCCCAGGUUAAUUUGAAUCAGUCCUUUAAUUCCUCCCUACUUCCCCUCAGGUGUACUUGACCAAACAGAUCUCUCACUGUUAUCUGCUACUGGUCAGUACCCUGUAUAGGGCUACUCAAUCCUGUGCACACCUAGCCCAGGGCAGAGAUUUGAUUAUCUACAAUCUCAACAGAAAAUUUUUGAAUCAAGUGCUACUGAAAGAAAUCUGCUGAGUUACUGCUCUGUCUGAAAGUUUGUUUGCUCAAUAAACAUGCAGGCUACUAAAAACUACCUUUUGGUAUCCAUGUAGAUUUAGUCUAUACAUUGAUUUGACUCCUCCCCCUUAUAGAUUUACAUCCAAUGGAGAUCAGAUCAAGCAUUACAUGAUUGCACACUAAUGAACGAUUUAUUUCUUGUUUAGAAAACAUACACAAUGUAUUGGAAAUAUCACUGGCCUCAGACAUGGCUAUUUUGUCCU
This is a messenger RNA of Gopherus flavomarginatus (Mexican gopher tortoise), 1324 nucleotides long. It is a transcript of the gene GHRH, whose product is annotated as growth hormone releasing hormone. Bases 160 to 684 code for a protein of 174 amino acids. Gene Ontology annotation, biological process: adenylate cyclase-activating G protein-coupled receptor signaling pathway; positive regulation of cell population proliferation; positive regulation of multicellular organism growth. NCBI's taxonomy places the organism in Eukaryota, Metazoa, Chordata, Testudines, Testudinidae. The transcript has 7 exons. The record is from RefSeq and is a predicted model, not a curated record. Gene Ontology annotation, cellular component: terminal bouton; extracellular region; perikaryon. Gene Ontology annotation, molecular function: neuropeptide hormone activity; peptide hormone receptor binding; growth hormone-releasing hormone activity.